Molecule: messenger RNA, 759 nt
Organism: Danio aesculapii
Lineage: Eukaryota; Metazoa; Chordata; Actinopteri; Cypriniformes; Danionidae
Exons: 3
Coding region: 1-759 (252 amino acids)
Source: RefSeq, a predicted model, not a curated record
AUGUCUGCACGCUCAAGUCAAACGUGGUCGACCCGGGAGGUGCAAACCUUCCUGGCCAUAAUCGGUGACGAGAAGGUGCAAUUAGAACUUGACGGCAUGGUGAGGAACGAGAAGGUUUUCCAGCAUGUUUCGGAGAGAAUGGCUGCAGAAGGGUUUCAGCGGACGGCUGAGCAGUGUAGGCUAAAAUGCAAGAAAAUGCGCGGUGACUACCAUAAAAUAAAGGCCCAUAACAGCAGAAGUGGUGUGAACCGUAAGAGCUGGAAGUGGUUCGACACCAUGGACGCUAUUUACGAACACCGACCUGCGAGUUUGGGGAGAAGCGGCGGCAUCGAUUCGGCCACCUCUUUGUUGGAGUCUUUGAUGAAAUCUUCUGUUGAAGACCCUCCUAGCCAGCUGGACACCAUAGAGGGAUUUGAUGAGAGAUUGUGCGAGUGCACAACAGAGUUCCAGUUCAGCCUCAAGGACCUCAACACCGACACCUACACAACCGGCAAGAGGAAGAGGGGAGAGCAGGAUGUUGCUGCAGCUCUGGCAGAGUUACAUGCAUCUGAUGAAAGGCAUCAAGAAUGGCUGGAGAGGGUGGAGGAUCGCCGUGACCAGCAGUUUGAAAUGAUGCUGGAGGAUGCUCGUGAGGCAAGACGGCAAGAGGCUGAAUUAAAUCGUCAACACAUGGAGCAGAUGUCAAGCUUCAAUCAGGCCUUCCUCAGCACACUCGAUCAGCUGGUGCAGGUGCUGAGUAGUAACCGUAACCCAGAAUGA